AUGGCACCAAUCUGGGAGCUGGUUAUCAGACAGCCGCCCUAUCUCAACCUUCUGCUGUCACUUGGUGCCCUUGUUUUGGGGGUCGGUGUGCUGUUUGCUACGUGUUACAGCAGGAGGAGGGGAGGAGCCAAGACAGACUCAGAGAUUUCAAAGCAACGUAAUUUGAAAAAGAUCCAGAAAUGCACAGUCUCAGAGUCAGAAGAAAACCUCAGGAUGGAAUGCAGUGAAGAUGACCUAUCACAUAUUUCAGGAUUUCCUGCAGACUGGACCGAGGAAUACAGACUGUGGUCAAUGGUCAGGAGUCUUCAACAGAUCAUCCAACAAUUGGAAAGUGCAAGAUUAUGUCUUAUGGAACUGUAUUUGCUGGAGUCACAGGAUGUGACUUCUUCCACCACCCCUCCUCUUGAGGCUCAGGAUACUGCUCCAUCCUGUUGCAUCUGUGAGGAGACAGCGUAUUCCAGUGAUCACAGCAUCUCUUCUGGAUCAUCAAGCAAUAGCUCCAGCCUGUCUUACCUUCCUGCCUUCUUUGAAGAGACAUCUUGGCAAGUCCAGAGUAAUCGUUUGCCUGUUUCCCGUGGAAAGCAACCAUCUGUGUUCAGGAACCAACGCACAACCCUGUCACCUUUUCAGCUGUCAGAGCCUGAGGGACCAGAACUUCUUCAGGAUUUGGAAGCUGUUUCACACUUACCGCUACAAAAUUAUUUUAUUCACACGAUAUUUAAAUCCCCAACUGUUUGCAAACAAGAAGAAAAAACAAAACAUAAGAGAAGGAGCAGGAAUCCUUUGGCAUUAGAUUAUGAGCCAAAUUCUGUUUUGAAUGAAAGACCACAACUCCCAGGGUGGUCUUUGCCCCAGCUCUCUCCUUUGGCUAGAGGGGAGCUAGAGGGCCAUAUGUCUUGGAAGGUUCGUACUUUGCAGGAACAAACAGUGCCUGUGCCUGUGAAAAAAUCAUGGGCAAUGCUGAAUUAUUUGAUUGAAGUACCAGGAGGUGUCUCUGAACUAGAGAACUCCCAAACCCAGUUAUCUACACUCAUUCAUCAAAGCACUGAGCAAAAUAUGAAUAAUACAUUCUCAGAUCUUCUAUCAUCUCAGCUGCAUAUGAACACUGGAGUAGAAUCUGGAUUAAAUAGGACAGAAACAAAACUUUCACUUAUCUCAGGUAAACAGUUACAACAUGGGAAUGACCCCCAAAUCCUUGGAUCCAAACACUUGGUUACAUCAAUGAGCACUCCAUCUUCCAGACAUUUAGGUGUUAACAGAACUCAAGAAGAAAGUGCUUUACUGAAGAAGGACUCGAAACAUGUGCUAGACCUUAGUGCAGAGCAGAGUGCCACAGAUAUUCCAGAAAAAAGCAUUCAGCAGCAUAAUCCACAAGUGACUCAUGUGGAGCUGACACCAAGGCUUCCUUAUAAAGUCACAGAUAACAUCAAGAUAACUCCAUUGGCAUUGCUUCAGGUCACGGAUUCAAUAGGGAUGAUUCCAGAAUCAUGUUCAGAAAUGUCAGACUCUGUGGAUUUGUUCCCACAGACCUUUAAUCAAGUUGUAAAGCCAAUGGAAGUCAUGGAAACAGUGCAUGUAACUCCCAAAUCACCAAGUCAAAUAACUGAAUCAGUAAAGGUAACCCCCGAGACUCAGCAACGAGUUGUAGAACCAAAUAGGAUCACCUCAAGACUAAAUCAAGUCAUAGAUAAUGUGAAGAUAACUCCUGUAGCCUUGCUUCAAGUUGUGGAUUCUAAGAGAAUGGUUAGUGAAUCACAUCCAUCUAACGCAGAACCAGUAGGAAUGACCCCAAGGCCACAAUAUGAGGCCAUGGAGUCUGGGGAGAUGAGUACAUUGUUGGACACAAUGAUGCCACAACACGCAACUUUGGAAGCUGUGGAAAUGGCCCCAGGGACAAAGCACGGAGUCAUGGAAUCAGUGAAUAGGAUUUCAGGGUCACAAAGUCAAUUAAUGGAACAAAUAAAGAUUACUCUGGACCUAAUACAGCAAAACCCAGAAUCAUUGGAAAUGACCUCAACAUCAUUACAUCAGGUCAUUGACCACAUGAAAAUAAUCCCAUUAUUACAAACCAUGAGUUUUGGGGAGAUUCCGCCAGUCCAGACACAUGAUAUAGAAUCUGAGGGUUUUAUCCCAGGUUCACAGUCUAAAAUUGCAAAUUUGACCCCAAAGCCAACUCAACCAGAUGGUUUGACUCCUAGCUCUUCUACUGCUAUCACUCCACUAGGAGUUGUAGAAUCUGAGAGUUUACUUUCAGAAUCACCACUUAAAGUGAUGGAAUCAUCAAGGAAGAUUCUAAUACCAUCUCACCAAUCCAUACAUUCCCUAAAUGAACACUCAACAGCACUGGCUGCACCAGCAGUUACAAUCACAGAACAUAAGAAAUGUGUACAGUUGACACCAUCACAACAACUUAAGCUUACAGAUUCUACAGAAUUAUCCUCAGGAUUGCAAACGGUAAAAUAUGAACAACCAAUCUCAAGUAUGAAAUCUGUCUAUCUGGCCCCAGAACUUCAAUCACAGAGUGUAAAAUCUGAGGAGUUAGCCUUCACAACACAGCUGCCAAGUAGCAAAUCUAUGGAUAUGAUCCCUAAUUCACAGUUUCAAGGUAUACAGUGUGUUCAUUUGGCUCCACCACCAGAGUGUCAAGAUAAAAAAAUGGUAGAGCUGACUUUAAGGCCACCACUGGAAAAAUCAAAAUCUGUGGAGUUGCCUCCAAAGCCAUGGUUACAAAAUGCCAGCUUGGAAAAGGUAGCCCAAGUACUAUUGCCUAAAGACACAAAAACUGCUCAAGCGAUAGAAGGUAGGAGGUCAACUUCUGAGACACAGGUGCAAAGCAUGAAAUCUGGGGAAUUGAUCCCAGGCACACACCUUCAACCAGUAAAAUAUAUAGAGUUGGAACCUGAUCAAUCUCACCGUGCCACAGAACCUGAACAAGAGGCCCCACAGAAGCGAGUCUCAGAAUCUUUAGGGAUGGUCACAGAUUUAGGAUACCAAGGAACAGUUGCAAAAUCGACCUCUGAUACACGUCACCAAGUGGAAGCAUCUAUUGGGCUGACGCAAUCAUCUUUAGGAAUUAUCCCUGUUUCACUGAGCCAAACCUCAAAAUCUAUAAAAGCAAUCCCAUCAUCAUUUCAAGACACUACUGGGACUAUGCUCUCACCUAUAAAAGUGGUAGGGUUGACUCCAGAAUUACAAUCUACAGUAAAAGAAUCUCUGGAUUCGAUACCUGGAUCAGAGGUACAAAGUGUGAAAUCAGAGGUAUUGACCCCAGAGCCACAGCCCCAAGGUAUGAAGCCUGUUCAUCUGAAUGGAGAACCACAUUCACAAGCUACCAAAUUGUUGGAGAGACCCCUAAAGUCAGACUAUGAAGACACAGAAGCUGUAGGGUUAUCGUUUCCUCAAGUCGAUAAGAUGCAGGAGGCUAUCCAAGAACCACAUUCACAGACUAGAUCUCUUGAGUUGACUCUAAGACCAGAGAUACAACCUGAGAAAUCAGGUUUAUUACUGAAAAAUUUGAAAUCUGUUGAAUUAACUUGUGGGUCAUCCCCAUUAGUAGUAGAAGCUAUGGAAUUAAUUACGGGAUCAAAAUCAAACAUUAUUGAUGUGGCCUCAGGGCCACAGCUCCAGGGAGUAAAAUCUAGGCAGACUUAUCCAGAAGCACAUUUGCAAGAUACAAAAUGUGUGAUUGUAACCCCACCAUCAAGCACAGGAUGCAUAGAAUCUAAGAAACCAAAAUCAGAGAAAAUGCCACAAAGUAUUUUAUUGGGAGAAUUGACUAACAGAGCAGAGCUUCCAAGUGUGAAAUCUGUGGACUCAAAUCUAGACUCAGGGCAAUCAAAUGUCAAGUCUUCUGGGUUGACUCUAGGGCCACAGCUGCAAAGUGUCAGAUUUUCAAAGUUAUCUCCAGGGUCAGUUCAGGGAGAAAAACCGAUAGACUUAACCUUAGGGCCCCCACAUUAUGGUGUGAUACCUGAUGAAAUGACCCCAAGUUCCCCCGUGCAAGAAAUCAAAUCAUCAGAAUUUAUCCCAGGGUCCAAACAUCAAAAUGUCAGAUCUGUACAGUCUACUCCAGUGGAACUAAAGUCAGGACCAUGUUUGAAAGAAGUCAAAUUUUCAGAUUUGAUUUCAGAUUUAAAACCUGGAGCUCAACUUCAAGAUACAAAGCCUAGAAGGUUUGUAACAGAAUCCUCUUUGCACUUAAGUCAAGGACUACAGGUUGAAGAUAUAAAAUCUAUUGUGUCUACCAAAGGAUCACAUUUUCAUAGAAUGAAGCCUAUGAAACUGAUCUCAGAACGACAAUUUCAAGAUGUAAAAUUUGAAGAAGUAAAUCAAGGGCAGAAAAAUACCAACUUUUCAGAAUUAAUAGCAGAGCCAAGCCUUCAAGGUGUCAUAUUCGGGGAGCAAAUUAGUGGUGUGAAUUCUGCAGAAGUGACUCCAGAGUUAGAGUGGUAUGAUUCCAAAUUAGCAAAGAUGUCGCCAGGGUUUCAAGAUAUGAAGCAGGUGGCGCUUAAAGGGCCAUGGCUACAAGAUGUUUUAAAUUUAACACCAGGAACUCAACCUGGUGAGAGUAUGAAAUCUCCAGAGUUAAACUCAGGGACACAGCUACAAGGUGUAAAAUUUUCAGAGCUGACCUCACAGCCAGAGAGACAAGGGGUUAAACAGCAGUCAUUAGUACCAGAAUUAUGUUUUCAAGAUGGAAAAUAUGUAACAGUGAACCAAAUACCUGGAUUUGAAGAUGAAAUUUCUUAUAAAUUAGUCUCAGAGCCACAGAUACCAAAUGUGGAAUCUAUGGAGUUGUCAAGUGGGACACAGUCAACAGGUGUAAACCAUCCCGAGUUGGCCAGGGGGCAAUGGUCACAAGGUACAAAAUAUUAUGAAUUAAUCCAAGAGCCACAACUAGAAGAUAUAAAACCUGUGGAUCAGACCCCAGUCUCAAGGCCUCAGGGUUUAAAAUCUGGGGAGCUGGUCUUAGAACCACAUACAAAAGUUAUGAUGACAUCUGUGGAGGUAAGCCCAAGGCCACAUUUGGGAGACAGGACUUCUAUGAAGUUAACACCAACGUCAAACUCAAGAGAAGUCAAAUCUAUGGUGCUAGACCCAGGGCCACAGACAGGAGGCAUACAAACUCUGGAGCUGGCCCCAGGUUCAGAGCUUGAAGGUUUAAAAUCAGAGUUGAUGCCUUCAGGAUUACAGUUGAAAGAUAAAAAGUCUGUGGUCUUAACUCCAGGACCAUGCCUAGAAGGUCUGAAAUCCAUGGAGUUAACCUCAAAUCCCCAGCUAGAAGAUGCAAAAUCUAUGGAGGUGACACCAGGUUCAAGAAUUCGAGAUUUGAAAACUGAGGAGUUAGUUCCAGGUACAAAGAUUCAAGAUUUGAGAGUUAUGAAACUGAAACUUGGGCAGAAGAUACAAGGCAAGGAUUCUAUGGCUUUUCCACCAGAUCCAUUGCCUCAAGUUGUUAAAUCAAGGGAGGUUCUUGAAAGUCCUCAAACCCAGAGUAUGAAAACUGAGGAACUUACUUCAGAGUCACAAAUACAAGAUAUGAAACUUGUGGCUAUUACUCCACUUACUAAGCCACAAAAUUUAAAAUCUGUAGAGGAUACUCCACAUGCACAGCUACAAUGUGAAAGAUCUAUGAAGUUGGCCUCAAGGCUAGAAAGGCAGGAGGCAAAAUCUGUGAGUGUAACUAGAAGACAAAGUUUUCAAGGAGUAAAACCUGUAGAUUUAGACCAAAAGCAACGAUUUCAUGGGGUGACACCAGUGAGUUUAACUCUUAAUCCUGAACAAGAUAGCCAGAUAUUUGUAAAUUUACCAGGAUGGAAACAUGUAAACUUAGAACAACUGAAGAGAGGAUUUGAGUCAGACAGUAUAAUGUCUUUGGAGUUAGUUCCAGAGCCAAAAUCUAAGUGUAUAAAAUCUGUACACCUUAAUUCCAAGAUACAGUCAAAAGAUAUGACAUCAUCUGAAUUGGUUCCUGAACGAGUUAUUCAAGAUGUAAGAGCUAAAGCACUCAAGUAUGAACCACAGUUGCAAAAUAGGAAAUCUCCCAAGUUGACCCCAGGACCACAGUUUCAAGAUAUAAAAACUGUAGAGUUAAGCAAAGAGCCACAGAUUAGAAAUAUGAAAACUAUUCAGUGGAUAUCAAAACCUGAGUUUCAAGGUAUGACCUCUGCAGGGUCAAACCUCAGAUCAAAAUCUCAAAGUAUGAAACCUGCAGAACUAAAAUCUUCCACAGAAUUAGGAGGUAUGAAGUCAUCUCAAUUGACUGAAGGGCCUAAACUUCAAGGACCAAAAUCUACAGAGUUUAAUACUAAAUCACAGUUACAGUGUGUGAAAACCCCUAAAUGGUUCCCAGGACAAUGGCUACAAAACAGAAAACCAUUUGCAUCAACCUCAGGGCCACAGCUUGGAAAUAUGAAAUCUUUGCAAUGGAUACCAGGACCUGAUUUCCAAGGUGUGAAAUCUGUAGGGUUAAAUCUAAAAAAGUGUCAAGGUGUCAAACCUAAAAAAUUGAAAUCUUCCACACAGUCAGGAGGUAUGAAGUCAUCCGAUUUGAUCCAAGAGCCAAAAUUUCAAGGUGCAAAAUCAAUAGAGUUUGACCUUGAGCCACAGGUACAGUGUGGGGAAACCCCUGCAUUAAUCUUAGGGUCAGAGCUACAAAAAGGAAAACCUUUUGGAUCAGCCUCAGACCCACAGCUUCAAGGAAGGAAAUCUACAGAGACCUACCAAGGGCCACAGCUUGCUAGUAUGAAGUCUAUUGAGUGGAUGCCAAGACCAGAGUUCCAAGUUAUAAAAUCUGUGCUAAAUUUUGGGCCACGUUCUCAAGGUGUCACAGCUGUAGAGCUGAAACCUUCAGAGUAUUUGAAAAAUGUGAAGACAUCCGAGUUACCUCCAAGGUCAGAGCUCCAAUGUAUACAAUCUUUGGUGUCACUCCAAGAAUAUCAGCCUCAAGGGCUCAAACCCAUUGAAAUGAAAUCUGGGCCAGAGUGCAGAAGUAUGAAAUCAUAUGACCAGACCUCAAAGUCAAAGCUCUGUGAUGUAAAAUCCAUGGUGUUGAAACCACAGCUUCACCUGCAAAAUGUGAAAUCUGAGUUGGUUCCAGGACAACAGCUUCAAGCAAAACCUUUAAAGUCAUCCCCAGGAACACAGCUUCAAGGUAUGAAGUCUGUAGUGUCUAUUCAAGAGCCACAGUUUCAAGAAGUGAAAUCCAGAAUAUUAAGCCAUAGCCCAGAACUACAAAGUAAUGAAAAUGGAGAGCUGAACUCUCUACUAUACUUGAAAAGUAUGAAACCACCUGAAUUUGCUCUUCAGACGAGACCUCCAGGCAUGAAAUCUGAGGAGUUAAACUCUGGGCCUCAGUGGCAAAGUAUAAAAUGUUCUAAGCUGACACCUGAGAUAAAGCCCCAAUAUAUAAAAUGUGUUCAGUUAAGCCCCUGCUCACAGUUGAAAGGUAUACCGUGUUCUGAUUUGACCAUGCAAAACAGGGUCGAAUGUGUCAAAUCUACAGACUUCAGGCCUCAGCCACAGUUGAAAGGUAUAAAAUCUUCUGAGUCAACCCCUAGGACACAACUUCAAGAAGCAAAACUGAUGGAAUCCAACUUAGGCCCACAGUUGCAAGAUGUAAAAUCUUCUAAGUUGAUCAUGGGUAUAAAGCUUCAAGAUGUAAAAUCUAUGCAUUUCAGUUCUGAACCAGAUGUACAAGGUGUGAAAUCUCCUGAGAUGAUCCUAGGGACAGAACUUCAAGGUGUGAAGAUAGUGGAUUCCAACUUUGGACCACAGAUUCAAAGCCCAAAAUCUGAGUUGGCUCAAGGGACAAAGUUUCAAGAUGUGAAGUCUGUAGAAUUCAACUGUGAUCCAAAGUUAGAAGGCACAAUAUUGGCUUUAUUACCAAAGACAAAGCUCGAAGGUGGGGAAUCUGCAAAAUUCAACUCAGGCCCCCAGUUGCAAGAUGUAAAAUAUUCUAAUCUGGUCCUCGGGACAAAGUUUAAAGAUACAAAAUCUAUAGAGUUUGGUUCUAGACCAUACGUACAGGAUGUGAAAUCUGGCAUAAUCCCAGAGACAAAGCUUCAAAAAGAGGAAGUUGGAAUUAUGCCUCAGUUACUGCAGCAAGGUGUGAAAUCUCAACUGACUCUAAGUAAGGUACGAGAUAGGAAGCCUUUAAGGUCCAGCUCUGCCCCACCAUUACAAAAUAGGCAACUGUCCAUGUUGACACCACAAAUAAAUGAUGAGGGUAUUAAAUCUGUGCAAUUCAACCCAAGCACUGAGUUGCAAGGUGUGAAAUCUGAGUCUAAAAACCUACCAACAAUAAACUUUACAGAGGUCAACGAUGGCUCAGAAUUGCAGUUUGCAAAACUUUCUUCUGAACUCAAUGCUGGAAAUCAGCAAGAUAAAAAAUCUCAUAGAUUGGGGCAAUCACCACAAAUUGAAAGUGCAAAAUUUGCAGUGUUCCAUUCUGGGCCACAUCUGCAAUAUAUAAAAUCUUCAGAAUCAUGUCCAGGGACAAAGCUUCAAGGUGUGGAAUCUAUGGAAUUCAAUUCUGAACAGUCACAAGAUGUGAAUUCGGAGUUGUGUCUGAGAACAAAGCUCCCAGGUAUGCAGUCUUCAGAGUUCAACCAUGAGCCUCAGUUAGAAAGGAUAAAGUCUUUUGAGUUGUGCACAGAAAACAAACCUCCAGAUAAGCAGUCUCUGGAAUUCAAGCAAAAAUCUGAAUUAGAAGUUGGGAAACCUGAGUUGGAUCCAAGAUCACAAAUUCAAUGUAAAAAUUUUAUAACCGUCAAUACUGGGUCACAGUUACAAGGUGUAGAAUCAUCUGAUCUGAAACCCACAACAGAGUUUCAAGAUAUAAAAUCUAAGGGGCUCUGCCUUGAACCGCAUUUGCAAGGUAUAAACUCUUUUGAAUCCAUUUCAGGACUAAAUCCUCAGUGUGUAAAUUCUACUGAAUGUAACCCUGAGCCACAUUUCAAUGGUGUGGAUUCUCCUGCAUGCGCUCUGGAGCCAAGACCUCAGUAUAUGGAUUCUGCUGGGUGCAACCCUGAACCACAUUUGCAAGGGAUGAAUUCUUCUGCCUGCACUACAGGAACAAAACCUCAAUGUGUAAAUUCUACUGGAUGUAAUGCUAGGCAACCUUUGCAGAAUGUGAAUCAUUUUGCAUCCUCUUCUGGGUCAAAUCCUCACUGUAUAAGAUGUACUAGUUGCAACCUUGGACCACCUUUGCAGUGUGUGAGUACUUCUGCCUCCUCUUCAGAGUCAAAACUUCAGUGUGCAAAUUCUACAGGGUGCAACACUGAGCUACCUUCUCAGGGUGUGAAUACUUCUACAUUCUCUCCAGAGCCAAAACCACAGUAUGCAAAUUCUACAGGGUGCAACCCUGAACCAUAUUUACAGGGUGUGAAUUCUUUUGCACCC
This is a messenger RNA of Octodon degus (degu), 9402 nucleotides long. RefSeq lists its product as uncharacterized. Lineage: Eukaryota; Metazoa; Chordata; Mammalia; Rodentia; Octodontidae. The record is from RefSeq and is a predicted model, not a curated record. The annotation marks the transcript as partial. The transcript has 5 exons.